Messenger RNA from Paramisgurnus dabryanus, 1566 nucleotides. RefSeq names its product secernin 3 (gene scrn3). Gene Ontology annotation, biological process: proteolysis. Lineage: Eukaryota; Metazoa; Chordata; Actinopteri; Cypriniformes; Cobitidae. Gene Ontology annotation, molecular function: dipeptidase activity; cysteine-type exopeptidase activity. The record is from RefSeq and is a predicted model, not a curated record.
AAACUGAGCUGUUUAUUUGUUUAAAGAUCAGAGAAACCGAUACACGCCGAAGUCUGCACUCAGUUUUGUUUACUAAGAAAGGAAAAGGAAAGUGUUCAAUGUAAAAUAUCAUCAGAAAGUGUGUAAUUUCUCAUCCUACCUGACAUUUCUUAAGCUUGACAAGGAUGUACCCAACCUCUUGUGACACAUUCGUAGCUUUGCCUCCAUCAACAGAGGGUCAGUAUAUAGUCUUUGGAAAGAACUCGGACCGACCCUGCGAUGAGGUCCAAGAAGUUGUUUACUUCCCCUCUAAGGACCACGCAAAUGAAGAAAAAGUUGAGUGUACAUAUAUAGAGAUCGAUCAGGUAAAUCACACAUACGCAGUGGUGCUGAGCAGACCCGCCUGGCUUUGGGGGGCUGAGAUGGGGGCAAAUGAGCAUCAGGUGUGCAUCGGGAACGAAGCGGUCUGGGGGAAGGAGAGUGCAGACGGGGAUGAAGCUCUGCUAGGCAUGGAUCUUGUCAGACUUGGACUGGAGAGGGCCGACACAGCCGAAAAGGCUGUAGAUGUUAUAACGGAGCUGCUGGACAAAUAUGGUCAGGGAGGGAACUGCAUGGAAGAUGAGUGCGGGUUCACGUACCACAACAGCUUCCUCAUAUCAGAUCGUACCGAGGCCUGGGUGCUGGAGACUGCUGGGAAAUACUGGGCAGCAGAGAGAGUAAAGGAUGGCUAUCGCAACAUCUCCAAUGAGUACUCCAUCACCACUAAGAUCGAUAAGGAGCAUCCAAAGUUGAAGGACUACGCACGAGAGAAGAAGUGGUGGGAUGGAAAGGCUCAGUUUAACUUUACUAAGGUUUACUCCUUUCAAAAUACAGCUCGAAUCGAGGCUGCAGGUGGGCGACACUGCGAGGGCCGCAAACUUUUGGAGAAGAGCAAUGGACACAUCACAGCCGAGACAAUGAUGGAUAUAUUGAGAGAUAAGGAGAGUGGAAUCAACAUGGAGGGUAUGUUCAUGACCACCGGCAGUAUGGUGUCAGUGGUCCCUAAAGACCCCGAUCUCCCCGGCGUUCACUUCUUCACCGCUACUCCAGACCCAGACAGGUCGGUCUUUAAGCCUUUUAUAUUCGUGCCAGACAUUAAGCAGUUAAAGGAUACGUGUUCUCCGGGUUUUGGGGAUGAGGAUCCUGUAAAGAAGAAACCUCGUUUUCAGAGCAAACCCACCCGCAAACACCCUCUGUUCCUGAAACACGAGGUCAUCGCAGCCAUCAUCGACAGCACCAGGGAGCGAGGACAGAAAAUCGUUCAGAAAAUGCGAGAUCUGGAGAAGCAGAAGUUGGCGGAGAUACAGAAAUAUCUGACUGUGGGGAUUGAGGACAAAACCCUGCUGGUUCAUCUCUUCCCAGACACCGUAACAGAGGAGUUUAACAUUUACAGUAAAGCCUGAGUAUAUCCGUCACUUUAUAAAUGUUCAUUAAAGGAUUAUUAUUGUUUGUCAAUGCAAGUGAGAGCUGUAAUUACAUGACAUCAGGGGCAUUUCAUGUGCGUAUGUUUGAAAAUAAUGUUAAAAGCUCAUGUUUAACCAUGUAAUA